AUGUGUUCCCCUCCAGCAGCAAAACAACUGAUAGAGAAAGAAGAGAUGGCCAGAAACCGUGGAAUUUCGUUUUUCAUUAUAUUCAGAUAUGCUGAUUGGCUUGACAUUUUGCUUUUGUUGAUGGGGACUUUUGGAGCCAUUGGAGAUGGCAUGUCGACAAACUGUUUACUGGUUUAUGUUAGCAAACUUUUCAAUAGCUUGGGAUAUGGUAAUUCACAUAAGAAUCAAGGGAAUUUCAUGAAUGAAAUUGAAAAGUGCAGUUUAUACUUUGUCUACUUGGGACUAGCAGUAAUGGCUGUUGCAUUUAUGGAAGGCUACUGCUGGAGCAAAACAAGCGAGCGACAAGUUUUGAAGAUUCGAUACAAGUACUUGGAAGCUGUUUUAAGGCAAGAAGUUGGGUUCUUUGAUUCACAAGAAGCAACUACAUCGGAAAUCAUUAAUAGCCUUUCAAAGGAAACUUGUCUCAUACAAGAAGUUCUGAGUGAGAAGGUACCCAAAUUCUUGAUGAACAUGUCAGCAUUCAUCUCAGGACUUGCAUUCUCAGCCUAUUUCUCAUGGAGAUUAUCUUUGGUGGCUUUUCCUACAGUACUUCUUCUAAUUAUUCCAGGAAUGAUUUAUGGAAAAUACCUUCUUUAUUUAUCCAAAAAGAGCUUCAAUGAAUACAGCAAAGCAAAUGCGAUAGUAGAGCAAGCAUUAAGCUCUAUUAAAACUGUAUAUUCAUUUACUGCUGAGAGAAGUAUUAUCGAAAAAUAUUCAAUAAUACUGGAUCGGACUAAAAAACUGGGAAUGAAGCAAGGAAUCGCGAAAGGUCUUGCUGUAGGAAGUACUGGACUUUCUUUUGCAAUAUGGGCUUUACUUGCUUGGUAUGGAAGUCAGCUGAUCAUGCACAAAGGAGAAAGUGGAGGAAGAAUUUAUGCAGCUGGAAUUGCCUUUGUCAUGGGUGGACUAUCUCUUGGAGUGGCACUACCCGAGGUGAAAUAUUUCACAGAAGCUUCUGUUGCAGCCUCAAAAAUGUUUCACAGAAUAGAACGGAUUCCAGAAAUAGAUGGAGAAGAGACAAAAGGACAUGUUCUUGAAAAAAUCAGAGGAGAACUUGAAUUCGAGCGUGUCCAAUUCACAUAUCCUUCUCGACCUGAAACUGUUGUGCUCAAAGACUUCGAUCUUAAGAUUGAAGCAGGAAAAACUGUGGCUCUUGUUGGUGCAAGUGGAAGUGGAAAAUCAACUGCAAUUGCAUUGGUACAACGGUUUUACGAUGCAAGUAGUGGAACCGUGCUCAUUGAUGGUGUAGAUAUAAAGACAUUACAGUUGAAAUGGUUAAGACAACAAAUGGGACUAGUAAGUCAAGAACAUGCAUUGUUUGGGACAUCAGUGAAACAAAAUAUCAUGUUUGGGAAAUUUGAGGCUACCAUGGAUGAAGUUAUUGCAGCAGCAAUGGCUGCAAAUGCUCAUAAUUUCAUUAGGCAGCUUCCAGAAGGGUACGAGACUAAGGUUGGCGAACGAGGAGCACUUCUAUCAGGUGGACAAAAGCAACGGAUUGCGAUCGCCCGAGCAAUCAUUAGAAACCCUGUCAUUCUUCUCCUUGAUGAAGCUACAAGUGCACUGGACUCUGAAUCAGAAACACUUGUUCAGAAUGCACUAGAUCAAGCCUCCAUGGGAAGAACAACGCUGGUUAUUGCGCAUAAACUGUCAACAAUAAAGAAUGCAGAUCUGAUUGCAGUUGUAAGUGGUGGCUGCAUUGUUGAAACUGGUACACACAAUGAUCUCAUCGAAAGUAAUGGCCAUUACGCGAAACUGGCAAAGCUUCAAAGGCAAUAUGGUUCUAUGGAUCAAGAACAAAAUGCAGAAGCUCUAGCAUCAUCAGCAGCAAGAAGCAGUGCAGGAAGAAAAAGCACAGCGAAAUCGAGCCCUGCUGUUUCCGUUUCACCCUUGACAAUUACUAAUGAUCCACAACCUGUUUCCUAUCCUCCACCAUCGUUUUCUAGGCUUCUUUCCUUGAACUUGCCCGAAUGGAAACAAGGACUUAUUGGAAGCCUAUCAGCUAUUGCUUUUGGCGCGAUACAACCUGUUUAUGCAUUAACAAUAGGUGGCAUGAUUUCAGCUUUCUUCUCACCUAGUCAUGAAGAAAUGCAUGCCCGGAUUGAAAAAUACGUCUUCAUUUUCAGUGUACUUUGCUUUGUCUCCAUUACUGUAAAUAUCUGCCAACAUUACAACUUCGCAUACAUGGGCGAGUGCCUGACAAGAAGAAUCAGAAUGAAAAUGCUUGAGAAAAUCUUGACCUUUGAAACAGCUUGGUUUGAUGAAGAACAUAACUCGAGUGCAGCCUCUUGUUCUAGAUUGAGCAACGAAGCAUCAAUGGUCAAGUCCCUUGUUGCUGAUAGAGUUUCUCUCUUAAUUCAAACAGCAUCAGCCGUGAUUAUUUCAAUGAUAAUGGGGCUAGUCAUUGCUUGGAAACUUGCGCUUGUCAUGAUAGCUGUCCAGCCACUCACAAUUCUCUGUUUUUAUACACGAAAAGUUCUGAUUUCAACCAUGACAAGUAAUUUUAUCAAGAAACAGAAUCAUAGCACUCAAAUUGCUGCUGAGGCUGUGUACAACCACAGGAUAGUGACUUCAUUCGGGAGCAUGGGAAAUGUCCUUCAGAUAUUCAAUGAAGCUCAGGACGAGCCAAGGAAGGAGGCGAGAAAGAAAUCUUGGAUAGCAGGAAUCGGUAUAGGGUCAGCUCAAGGUCUAACUUUCAUAUGUUGGGCUUUGGAUUUUUGGUAUGGAGGAAAAUUGGUUAACAAUGGAGAGAUAUCAGCUGGAGACGUGUUUAAGACUUUCUUCAUUUUGGUGAGCACCGGAAAAGUUAUUGCUGAAGCCGGAAGUAUGACGUCUGAUCUAGCCAAAGGAUCAGCAGCUAUUGCAUCUAUAUUUGCCAUCCUCGAUAGACAAUCGUUAAUCCCAGGUUCUUACACAGCUGGGGAUAGCGGUGGUGGAACAAAAUUGGAAAAAAUUACUGGUGGCAUAGAGAUGAAAAGGGUUGAUUUUGCAUAUCCCGGCAGGCCUGAAACGCUGGUUCUACGUGAUUUUUGCUUGAAAGUAAAAGCAGGCACAAGCAUUGGACUUGUUGGAAAAAGUGGAUGUGGAAAAUCAACAGUAAUUGCCUUGAUUCAGAGAUUCUACGACGUUGAUCGUGGUUCAGUGAAAGUCGAUGACGUGGACAUAAGAUUACUGGAUAUUAACUGGUACAGAAAACACACUGCACUUGUUAGCCAAGAACCAGUGAUAUACUCAGGCAGUGUUCGCGAAAAUAUUAUGUUCGGAAAGCUUGAUGCCUCAGAAAAUGAGGUAGUAGACGCUGCAAGAGCUGCCAAUGCUCAUGAAUUUAUCUCGUCACUAAAAAAUGGAUACGACACAGAAUGUGGAGAAAGAGGAGUGCAGCUAUCUGGAGGUCAAAAACAGCGAAUUGCAAUUGCUCGAGCAAUAAUUCGAAACCCGAACAUUCUAUUACUAGAUGAAGCAACCAGUGCACUUGAUGUUCAAUCAGAACAACUUGUGCAGGAAGCAUUGGACAGAAUCAUGGUGGGAAGGACAACAGUUGUGGUUGCACACAGGCUUAACACUGUCAAGAAUUUAGACUCCAUUGCAGUUGUCAUGGAUGGGAAGACGAUUGAACAUGGAAAUUAUAGCCAGCUGAAGAACAAGAGAGGUGCCUUCUUCGAUCUUGCCAAGUUUCAAGCUACAUAG
Fraxinus pennsylvanica is the source of this 3723-nucleotide messenger RNA. Lineage: Eukaryota; Viridiplantae; Streptophyta; Magnoliopsida; Lamiales; Oleaceae. The record is from the annotation of a GenBank genome assembly.